AUGGUUUCUCGAUGGAUCUUUCAAGUUUCUUAUGGUCGAGCAUUUCGUGCCUCUUCACGAGAGGGUGCUGGACCCCACAAGGGCCCAAGUCGUUCCCAUCCAGUUGCUGACAGCCUGCAGCAGUUGGAGAAGCCUAAAGGCAAUACAAGCUCGGCGGACGUUUUGAUGACGCGACUGCCGCAGAACUCUCGAGCAGUGAUGCAUGUGCUACGAGAUCUCAGAGGCUUGAAGCGUCCAGAUUUGAUCUUUGCCGUGUUGGAAACCUUGCAGCGAUGGGGUCAGGUCGGUCUCAGGCCAGCACAGUAUGUGGUGGGCAUGGCGGCGUGUUCUCGUGCCAAACAGUGGCAGGAAGGCUUGUGCAUUUUCAAUUGGAUCCUGGAAACCAGAAAUGUUUUGGAUGUUAUUAGCUACAACGCUGCCCUGAGCUGCUGUGACAAGGGCAGCCAAUGGUAUCAGGCGUUGCAGUUGCUCGAGUCCAUGCCCACAGCCCUGGUCGUCCCAGAUGUUAUAAGUUACAAUGUAAGCAUCAGCUCUUGCGCACGGCAAGGCCGCUGGCAACGUGGUUUGCAUCUUUUCCAGUCCAUGAAGGAUGGUCUGCACGGGCCUGCAAGCCCGAAUGUGGUUACCUACAAUGCCACCAUAAGCUCAUGUGCCAGGGGCAAGCAGUGGCAGCGGGCCAUGCAUCUUUUUGAGUCCAUGCCGGAAUCCGACGUUUCGCCAGAUGUCAUCACCUACAACGCUACAUUGAGCUCCUUAGACAAUGCCGCCGGAGGGGACUUUGCUUUACUGCUGCUGGACUCUCUUUCGAAGGCCAAGCUGUCGCCUGAUGUCGUCACUUUCAGCACCGCCAUCAGUGUUUUUGAGAAGGUUGGGCAAUGGCAGCAUGCCUUAUGCCUCUUCAACUCCAUGGCCAAACAAAGCCUUUCGCCCAACGGAAUCAGCUACAAUGCCAUGAUCAGUGCAUGCGGUGGCAAUGGGGAGUGGGAGCUAGCCUUGAAUCUUUUCAGCUCCAUGCCGAAUGCUCAGAUUGUCCCAGACGAAAUUAGUUACAACGCUGCUAUCAGUGCGUGUGAGAGGCGGGGCCAGUGGCAGCACGCUUUGGAAUUAUGGAUGUCGAUGCCGGGUGCACGACUCUGCCCAAACGAGAUCAGCUACAACACAACUAUCAGUUCGUGCGCAAAAGGUGGGCAAUGGCAACUGUCUUUGCAUUUGCUCAGCAUCAUGCCGGUAGCCAAGAUUGCACCUGAUGUCAUCAGUUGCAGCGCCAACAUCAGCUCCUGUGAGAAGCAGGCGAAGUGGCAAAUUGCAAUUCAGUUGUUCGGCUCCAUUUUGCAAAGCAGGUUGGUAGCGGACGUCGUCAGUUACAGUGCCACCAUCAGCGCAUGCGAGAAAGGUGGGCAGUGGGAAAAUGCUCUUUCGCUGUUGAACUCCAUGCCAAAGGCCAAGAUAUCACCAGAUGUCAUCAGCUACAACGCUGCCAUCAGCUCUUGUGAGAAGGGCAGCCAGGCCCACUUCGCCUUGCAGCUCUUGAACGGUAUGUCCCAGGCCGAUCUGUCUCCCGAUGUCGUUAGCUACAGCGCUGCCAUCAGUGCUCAUGAGAAGGUUCGGAAGUGGCCGCUUGCCUUAGAAUUGUUUGACGCGAUGCCCAGAGCAAACCUCAAGCCCAAUGAAAUCAGCUACAACGCCACGAUCAGUGCAUGUGUGCAAGACGGACAUUGGGAUCUAGCCUUGUGUCUUUUCAACUCCAUGGCAGCUGCUGACCUUGUCCCCAACGAGGUCAGCUACAGUGCCACCAUAAGCUCCUGCGAGGAAUCUUCUCAAUGGCAGUUGGCGCUACAUCUGUUCAUGUCCAUGCAGGAAGCUCAGAUAGGGACUAAUCGCAUCGGCUGCCGAUCAGCGAUUAGCUCAUGUAGAGGGGAAGGUCGCUGGCAACUUCUGAUGCAGCUGUCCUUGGCAAGAGCCCCAGCUUAG
Messenger RNA from Symbiodinium sp. CCMP2456, 1971 nucleotides. Lineage: Eukaryota; Dinophyceae; Suessiales; Symbiodiniaceae. The record is from the annotation of a GenBank genome assembly.